CUCCUCACUCAACCCUCUCACUCCCCCCUCCCCGGCUGGAGUAGAUCGCCUGCACCACCUUCACUCGCCCGCCGAUUGUUUCCGUCUGUAUAAUCCUACUGCUUCUUAUAUUGCCUUCCAACGCCACUGCUUCAUCUCUCUGCUGCUGUAGAUUUCCGUUGAAAUUCGUCGAAAAUUCCUGUCACGUCAACGCCAAUCUUCCCCGUCAACUGAUCCAGAGUUGCUUCACAUUUUCUCAGUUUCGUGAACUCCGCGUACUGAAUUUCAGAUUGCGUGGAACUUAUUUCCGACCUAGAGCUUAGGUUUUUCGCUGAAUCGAAGUGAUUCGAGCCCGGUGGUGUUGAGACGACGAUGGCGGACUCGGAUAACGAUUCCGGAGGGGGGCAGAACGCUGGAGCUAAUGCAAACAGCAGCGAAUUGUCACCGCGAGAGCAGGACCGGUUCCUACCGAUAGCGAACGUGAGCAGGAUCAUGAAGAAGGCGCUACCGGCGAAUGCGAAGAUCUCAAAGGACGCGAAGGAGACGGUACAGGAGUGCGUAUCGGAGUUCAUCAGCUUCAUCACCGGAGAGGCCUCCGAUAAGUGCCAGAGGGAGAAGCGGAAGACCAUAAACGGGGACGACUUACUGUGGGCGAUGACCACGCUGGGAUUUGAGGACUACGUGGAGCCACUGAAGAUUUACUUGCAGAGGUUCAGGGAGAUGGAGGGAGAGAAAAGCGUGGUGGCGGCGCGUGACAAAGAAGGAGGCGGCGCGUCGAAUAGUGCAUUCGACGGCAGUGGCGGGGUGUACGGGGGCAGCGGAGGUGGAAUGGGAAUGAUGAUGCAUCAGGGACACGUGUACGGCUCUGGUGGGUUUCAUCAAAUGGGCGUGAGUGGUGGUCCUGUUAUGGGCAAGAGUGGGCCACCUUAUCCGGGUCCUGGAUCAAAUACGGGUAGACCCAGAUAGAUCAUGGUGUGAGUAGAUUAUAACAUUCUAAUACUAGCCUAAAUUUUAGAGUUACUCUAGGUAUUUUAGAACCUUCUUUGAUUGAUAAAUUUAUUAAUCGUUAGAUUAAAAUCAUUAAUAAAGCAAAGAAGAAGAAGAAAGAAUCCAAUGAUUAAUAAAUACGUCAAUUUGAGAUAGUGUAUUAAGACUGAUUCUAAUAUUUGGGGUGAUUUGGCAUCAUGUAAAGACAAAAUAUCUUAUAGUUCCUCCCCGUAACUCUUGUUUGCUCGCUCGCUCUCUUUUUAACCCUUGAGCCAUUAGCCCAUAACUUCUGUAUUUAUAUUAACGUGUUUGGGGUUGUUUGAUAUUCUUUUGUUGGCUAGCUUAUGAGUUAUGACCUUUAUGUUUCAUUUUGUUUAUUAUUAUUAUUAUUAUUAUUAUUGUGC
Molecule: messenger RNA, 1370 nt
Organism: Prosopis cineraria
Lineage: Eukaryota; Viridiplantae; Streptophyta; Magnoliopsida; Fabales; Fabaceae
Product: nuclear transcription factor Y subunit B-3-like
Exons: 2
Coding region: 352-945 (197 amino acids)
Biological process (GO): regulation of transcription by RNA polymerase II
Cellular component (GO): CCAAT-binding factor complex; nucleus
Molecular function (GO): DNA-binding transcription activator activity, RNA polymerase II-specific; RNA polymerase II cis-regulatory region sequence-specific DNA binding; protein heterodimerization activity
Source: RefSeq, a predicted model, not a curated record